GGCAGUGGGAUGUGCUGUGGGUGAUGUCACACGCGAUAGCGAUGGUAGGCGUGCAACAAGCAGGGCAGUCUGUUGCGUGAGAGAGAGACUGUGGGACAACGAGAUGCGCUGGGACCCUGGCCUUUGGAUUGGCUUCAGACUCCAAUGCAGUGAGCACAUGGGUAUCUGCAGUGUGUUCCCUUCAGCAGCGUUGAGAUUAUGGCCUGAGGACAGCUGCACUCUGAGUUGGCGCCCAAUGAGUUGCUUGCCAGAACUGGUGAGCACAUGUAUGGUAACUGGUGACAGCUGAUGCAGGGUACAGGCAACAGAUAAGUGCCGAUGAAGAUUUUUGGGUGUUUUUGUGUGGUGGCUGGUUUCCAUACUUUCGAGAAUGCAAAAGCUGCCUCCCAGCCGAGGGAAGGUGCUGUCCUUUGCCACACACUCAUUUGCCACACACGGAUUUUGGGAACAUCUGUCGUCGUGAUGCUCCUGGAUGAAAAGGCAAUCACGGAUAUACAAACAGCACAGUCAUUUGAUAUGGGUGGCAGUUUAGAGAGAAUCAUUAUACAUUGUGAAUCUUUGUGAUGUUAUAAAUGGUAUAAUGAUGUUGAGAGGUGGGCAUACCGUCAACAAGCAGACCCUUGAUGGGUGGCUUAUGUCUGUAGUGGCAAAGCCAGGAGGCUGGCUACUGACUGUCCGCUGCGGGGAGCCAUCUACCUCUCCCGCGGACUGUCCAUUUCACCCCCUCUGCUGACUUACCAGCAGCAUGCACGUGUGAAAGCAGCUUGAGAUAAGUUUACAACUGUUAUAACUGGAAAUUAUGAUGAUGGCGAUCACCACAGGAGUAGCAGUUGCUGGAGCAGUGAUAAUGGCAAAGAUGCUGCGGAACCCAUCGCGGGCAUCAGAGCUGGCAUGGGAGAAAGGCAGGAGAUUGAGUUUUAGACCAGUUCAUAAGGAUAACGAGUUCUAUCUGUCUAGGGGUGUUCAAGUGAAGGAGGAACUUAAAAAAAACUCGCGCAGUGUAGAGAUCUACAGAAGGGAGUGGUUGCCACAGAGAGGGAGGCCAGAUGAGCCAAAAGCAUUGAUUUUUCUGUGCCAUGGCUAUGCUGACACGUGUGCGUAUUUGAACGAUGAUCUGGCAGUUAGACUGGUUGAGAAUGGGUAUGCCGUCUUUGGAAUGGAUUAUGAGGGGCAUGGGCUAUCGGAAGGCCUGCAUGCGUACAUCCCGAGCUUCAACACACUCGUGGAGGACUGCAUAGAACACUUCCAAAUGAUCAAAGAAAGGUCAGAGUACAGUGGCAAGAAGUGCUUCCUCUUUGGAGACUCAAUGGGUGGAGCUGUCAGCAUCAUAGCACACUUGAAGCGACCAGAAGCAUGGGAUGGAGCAGUUCUGGUGGCGCCCAUGUGCCAGAUUUCAGACAAGGCGAAACCACCAAAACUUGUCGUAGAGGUGCUGAAGAAGCUGGUGGACUUUUUCCCAACACUGCCAAUUGUCCCGUCAGUGGACAUCUGUGAAGCGGCCUUUAAAGUACCGGAGAAGAGAGCAAGAGGAGCCAGCAAUCCGGUAGGGUACCCGGGGCGACUAAGGUUGAGAACAGGACAGGAGCUGCUAAAUGCAGUUGAGCAGAUUGCUGAACGCAUGGAGGAAAUAAAUAUGCCCUUCCUUGUGCUGCAUGGUGGAGCAGAUGUGCUCACGGACCCUAGCUACAGCAAAGAGCUGUUCAAGCGAGCGCAGAGUUCGGACAAGAGCAUCAGAAUGUAUGAGGGUUCCUGGCACAACCUCUUACAUGGUGAGCCCGAUUGUGUCGUGGACAAGGCCAUGGAAGACAUCAUUGGCUGGCUUGAUGCACAUAGCAGACUACGGUAGGCAGAUAUCCUGUUAGAACCGACUUGCAAAAUGCAAAUGGCCUGGUGCAUGGUCUAUACCAUGAAUUCGCAAGUUCCCGGUAUAUUUGGUCGGACCGCUCUUCUUGUCCUUCGUCCUACUAAAUUUUGCCCUUCUACUAGGCUUCUAGUGAGACUGUACAAUGGACCCACCCACUCUAGCUUCUGAGAUGAGGAAUUAAGCUGAUGGCUGCUGUGUAACCAUUAUGGCUGCUAGGUUAUCAUGGUAAUUGAGGAAUAGACACAUUCAGGAGUAUGGAAUGGGAGGCAUAGAUACAUUCAGGAGGAGGGCAAGGCAUAGCGGCUACUCUAAUCAAAUAUUUUGAUGUGCUCAGAGUUUGGGUCAGGUCGUCAUACGUUGACUUAAUGUGCAAUGAGUUGCAGGGUUCUAGUGGGCUGUACGUCGGUCUGCCGAAUUUUCUCAGUUCUAGGUCCGGCUGGGUUUUGAUCCCUAGACCUGUCUUCUACCGGGACUUUCCCUUGCUUUCUUUAGUUUUCCUCCGUGGUACCGGUCCGUAGGCCUGUUGCUUCGGUCUGUCUGCCCUUUUUCCGAUUUUCUGUCGAGGUGAAGUUAGGCUGUAGGGGAGUAGUCCGUCGGGUCAGACGCCUACCGUCUUCCCCCGAACAUAACGCACCCUAAAAAUGAAUGUAUACGAGUCGUAUUUCCGGCCAGAUACAGCCAAAAUAAGGGUGCGUUGUGUUCGGGGGAAGACGGUAGGGAGGGGAACAAAAGUCAGGCAGUUGAGGGGGUUCGGGUUCUUUGGUUCUUUUUUCGCGACACGCUUGGAGUAGAGGCCGCGCCUGGAACUGCUGCGCUAUUUCCCCAGCACAGGUCUUCUUGAAGCUCAUUGUGAGAGAGCUGGCGGCCAUAUCUGCCUCAGGCCAGCUCGAUUCGUGACAGCGCUGGGAUAUAUGCCUUCAGCGCUGGUUGGCGCCUCCCUCUCAGUGUGCUGUUGGGGUUAUUUCAGCUGCCUUCGAAGCAGCUUCGCUUGGGGCCUUCUUCGAAGUGCUGCAUGUCUUCGUCUUCAUAGAAUUGGUGCUCUUCGUCUUCAUCCUGGGAGCUGCACUCCCCUGCUGAGUGGACACGUCAUCUGCUGUGGCAUUCUGAGCCACACGGGCCCCUGUUAGGGCCCGGUUCCAGACAGGCAGGGUAGGCCUAAGGGACGACGGUUCAGAUGAGCCCCAGAUGGGCCUGGACCACGGCGGUUCAGGCAGGCCUAGGGUAGCGGCCCAGGCUAAACGGCCACAAGGCCGGUACUGGUCCAGCAUAGGACCUACCGGCGGCGCUGCAGAGGCUGCCACAUUUAGACGCCAAGUCCAGUUUGAAUCUGGACUGUCGAUUCAGAUCAACGGUCCAGGCCGGUAGGUACCAGCAGGUAGGAGGCCGGCCCAGCACUACAAAAGGCUGGGUACCAGCCUCACUUUGCAGCGUUAAGGAGAUUAGCGCAGCGCAGCCACGUUAGCGAGAGCAGCCAGGAGACGACGAGCGCAGCAGCGAGAGGAAUAGCGCAGCGGCCCUGCUGCGCCAUAGCUACCAGUCAGGUACCGGGAGGAAGGCUUUGCCUUCUCUCCCUCUAUUCCUCCGCCCCAGCUCUCUCUCUCUCUCUCUCUCUCUCUCUCUCUCUCUCUCUCUCUCUCUCUGCUCCUACCUUCUCAGUCUAAGUCUACUUCUGGGUUCUCUUACGGGACUACUACCAGCAUGAAGGAUGGUUACGAAUUCUGAUAACAUUGGAGACAGCGACAUUGGGACUAUAGGUUGAGGACUACUUGUGGGAUCUGAUUUCAUCUUUCUCUGGAGAUGUACUUGACAUUGUGAGAUCGAUAUCUGAGACAUUGUGGGAUACUGUAUGCACGACAUUUCGGGUUUUCGACAUCUCUGAUAUUUCAAGAUACUAUCUUUGGAAACAUUGAGUUGACGUCAUCUUCCCUCUCCUCCUCCCUUCGUCUCUCUCCUCCCUCCAUUCGUCUGUGGAUGAUCUCAGACCCUGGCCUUUCGUCUAUGUCUAAGGCCAGGGCUUUCACACCCCUCAUGAAUGUUUGAGAGUGUUCGAUUGCUGUUACAGUCCGCGACUUCACACGGGCCUUCACAGGCCCGACACACCGGUUUAGGGGUACCCAGGCCGGCCUUGCCAAAGGCCAUGCCUUUUUCCUCCCGGUAGGCCCUAUUAGGCCACCGGUUGGCCUCAGCGCCAGCAGACCCAGGUCUGGCCCAAACGACAAACCGUUUGGGCCUGGCGACGCUCUUGAGGCUGCCGCCCGCCGGUCUGGGCUGAACGGUCAUUUCGCCGGUUCAGCCCACGGUGCAGGAGGCCAGCAUUGAGGCCGACCGGCCGCCGGACGGUACUUAGGCCGGUCCAGCGGCCAUUCCUGCAGGUUGGAACGAGGGAGCAGCGAGAGGCAGCGCUGCGCUAUUUCGGUUUAGCGCAGCACCAGGAACAGCAGCGCAAGGUUAGCGCUAGGCUGCAAUUCGGGAUAGAGAGGGAGUGAGAUACUUACCUGGUACUUACCUAUGGCGCCAUAGCUUCAGCGAGCUUCGACUGCAGAAGGCUUCAAGGCGCCACCUUGCAUCCUGCAGGUAAGGUCUAGGGACAGGACAGGGCAGUGAGGAUUCUCCUCCUCCCUACCUCACCAUCUCUCCCUCCUCUGCUAUCUCCAUCUUCCUCUUCUCCAUCUCCAUCUUCUUCUUCUUCUUCAGACUUCUUCUUCUUCUUCUUCAGACUUCUUCUUCUUCUUCUUCUUCAGACUUCCUCUUCUUCUUCUUCAGACUUCCUCUUCUUCUUCUUCUUCUUCAGAUUGGAGACUUGCUACGAGUUGGACAGAGAUCAGUGUUGGACUUCGGUGGUAAGMGGCUGYGAUACUUACCGGAUUCGAGACUUGGAGAUUGUUGGGGUUGAUACUCGGCGGCAUCACAGAUU
Molecule: messenger RNA, 4778 nt
Organism: Chara braunii
Lineage: Eukaryota; Viridiplantae; Streptophyta; Charophyceae; Charales; Characeae
Source: the annotation of a GenBank genome assembly